UCUGCGCACUGGGCGCCAGAUGUGCAGCCCUCUGAGCGGCGGUCGAAGGCGGGUCUCCAUCAAACAUGGCAGCCCUCUGAUUGGCUGGGUGGCGGUAGAGGGUUGGUCUACACGAAACAUGGCUUCCCUGUCUACUGGAGAGCCUCAAGAAAUGGAAGUGGAUCGGCGUGGCGAGUCUGAAGAGUCAGGAGAUGAAGAAACUCGGAGGAAGAGUAUCAAUGGCGAGCAGGACACCACUCAGCCAUCUACCUCAAAGGAGUCCCCAGUUGAUAUGGAGACGAUAACCCUGGACCCUGAUGAAGAAGAUGUUGAUCUCGUUCACUGUCGCAUUGGGAAGAUCGAAGGAUUGGAGGUGUUACAGAAGGCCAAAACCCUCUCCCUACGCCAGAAUCUCAUCAAAAAAAUAGAAAAUCUAGAUGGCCUAAGAUCACUGCAGGAAUUGGACGUCUACGACAAUCAGAUACGCAAGCUGGAGAACCUCCAGAAUCUCACAGAACUAGAGCAGCUUGACGUUUCCUUUAACGUUUUGAGGAAGAUUGAGGGGCUGGAGCGGCUGACCAGAAUAAAGAAGCUGUUCCUGCUUCACAACAAAAUAAGCACCAUCGCCAACCUGAACCACCUAACCAGUCUGGAGAUGCUGGAGCUUGGCUCCAACCGGAUCCGGAUGAUCGAAAACUUGGACAGCCUGGCCUCUCUGCAGAGCCUGUUCCUGGGAACCAAUAAGAUCACACAGCUACAGCACCUGGAGGGCUUACAUAAUCUCACAGUUCUCAGCAUUCAGAGUAAUCGCAUCACUAAGAUGGAGGGCCUGCAGGGCCUCUGCAACUUGAGGGAGCUUUACCUGAGCCACAACGGCAUCGAACUCAUAGAGGGGCUGGAGAACAAUAAAAAGUUAACGACUUUGGACAUCGCGGCCAAUCGAGUGAAGAAAAUAGAAAAUAUCAGCCACCUGACGGAACUACAAGAAUUCUGGAUGAACGACAACCAGAUAGAGAACUGGUCCGACCUGGACGAGUUGAAAAACGCCAAGACCCUGGAGACAGUGUAUCUGGAGAGGAACCCGCUGCAAAAGGACCCCCAGUACCGACGGAAGAUCAUGCUGGCACUGCCCAGCGUGCGGCAGAUCGACGCCACCUUCAUCCGCUUCUGAGCCGCGGCCUCGCGGAUCCUCCCGCCAUGAGCACUCCCCCCCCCCGCCCCCAUCUCUUUUUCCGAAAUACCAGACCUCACGUUCCAAAACCUGCCUCAUAGACAUCAAACCACACGCACACAA
Gadus macrocephalus (Pacific cod) is the source of this 1273-nucleotide messenger RNA. It is a transcript of the gene ppp1r7, whose product is annotated as protein phosphatase 1, regulatory (inhibitor) subunit 7. Gene Ontology annotation, molecular function: protein binding. The coding region runs from base 20 to 1150 and encodes 376 amino acids. The transcript has 10 exons. Lineage: Eukaryota; Metazoa; Chordata; Actinopteri; Gadiformes; Gadidae. The record is from RefSeq and is a predicted model, not a curated record.